AUGAAGUCUACAUUUUUCUCCAUCCUCCCCCUUGUGGGCUUUGCUCUUGCCCAGGAGGGCUGCACCAGGCGAACUGUCACCAAGACUGAGACUGAGAAGACAACCGUUACCGUAGAGCCCAGCGACAUCACCAUCACUUCGACGAUUGACAUCACGACAACUUCGACCAUCGACAUUACGACAACAAUCACUGUCCUUCCCUCAUCAGUUGCUGCAUCAGUGACUGGCCUCCACUGGGGAAGCUACCCUAACGGAACCUGGAGCAACAACACUGCUCGCCCUGAGCCUAGCCUCCCUUCUGUGUCUAUCCACUACACACCCACUCCCAUCACUGAGACACCUGCGCCUACCUACGUUCCUGGCCAGGGCUACAGCUCCCCCAGCGAGACCAGCUCGGCUGCUGUCCCCACGUCCGAGGCACCCGCUGCUGUCCCCACAUCAGAGGCACCCGCUGCUGCUGAGUCCGAGGCUCCUUACGAGGCACCUGUUACUCCUAACCCCCAGGUUCAGGCCAAGGCUGUUGCGCGCGGCGAGGCUACCUGGUACGGCGGUAACACCGAUGGCGGCAUGUGCUCGUUCACUGGAUACAAGCUCCCCGCUUCCGUCUUCGGCCUCGCCCUCACUGACGCCAGCUGGAACAACGGCAACAACUGCGGCCGCUGUGUCUCCGUAACCGGCCCCACCGGCAAAAAGAUCACCGCCAUGGUCACCGACCAGUGCCCCGGCUGCGGCACCAACAACCUCGACCUGUACCGCGACGGCUUCGCCGCGCUGGCCAACCCCGACACCGGCCGCAUCGCCAUCAGCUGGGACUUCGUGCCGUGCGGCAUCACCUCGCCGCUCGUGGUCAAGAACAAGACCGGCACCAGCCAGUGGUGGUUCAGCAUGCAGGUCAUCAACGCCAACGUCGCCGUCGCCUCGCUCGACGUCUCCACCGACGCGGGCAAGACCUGGAAGAAGACGACCCGCCAGCCGUACAACUACUUCGAGAACUCCGCGGGCUUCGGCACGCAGAGCGUCGAUGUCAGGAUCACGAGCACCGACGGCCAGAGCAUCAUCAUCAAGAGCGUGAGCAUUGCGCCCGAGACGUCGAAGACGGCGGCCAGCAACUUCAAGUAA
Boeremia exigua is the source of this 1119-nucleotide messenger RNA. Its product is annotated as RlpA-like double-psi beta-barrel-protein domain-containing protein-containing protein. NCBI's taxonomy places the organism in Eukaryota, Fungi, Ascomycota, Dothideomycetes, Pleosporales, Didymellaceae. The coding region runs from base 1 to 1119 and encodes 372 amino acids. The transcript is spliced from 2 exons. The record is from RefSeq and is a predicted model, not a curated record.